Hypomesus transpacificus is the source of this 494-nucleotide messenger RNA. RefSeq names its product fatty acid binding protein 10a, liver basic (gene fabp10a). The coding region runs from base 63 to 443 and encodes 126 amino acids. Gene Ontology annotation, biological process: fatty acid transport. Gene Ontology annotation, molecular function: fatty acid binding. NCBI's taxonomy places the organism in Eukaryota, Metazoa, Chordata, Actinopteri, Osmeriformes, Osmeridae. The transcript is spliced from 4 exons. The record is from RefSeq and is a predicted model, not a curated record. Gene Ontology annotation, cellular component: nucleus; cytosol.
CAGCAUAAGUACCUGGGGCAGCGUGGACCUCCCCAGCUAGCCCGGAGCAGCCCCAGGAGAACAUGGCCUUCAGUGGAACAUGGCAGGUGUACGUUCAGGAGAACUACGAGGAGUUCCUCAGAGCCAUCUCCCUUCCAGAAGAUGUCAUCAAGCUGGCCAAGGACAUCAAGCCUGUGACAGAGAUCCAGCAAAAUGGCAACGACUUCGUCAUCACCUCCAAAACCCCUGGCAAGUCUGUCACUAACUCCUUCACCAUCGGCAAAGAGGCUGAGAUCACAACCAUGGACGGCAAAAAGCUGAAGUGCAUUGUCAAGAUGGAGGGUGGCAAGAUGAUGUGCAACACAGAGAAGUUCUCCCAUGUCCAGGAGCUCAAGGGAGGAGAGAUGUGGGAGACUCUGACGGUGGGCUCCACGUCACUCAUCAGGAAGAGCAAAAAGAUGUGAUCUUGGAGGGAGACAUACUGGCUAUUUAAAUAAACUUGUUGCUUGACAUUA